Messenger RNA from Rhagoletis pomonella (apple maggot), 2736 nucleotides. RefSeq names its product transcription factor SPT20 homolog. The record is from RefSeq and is a predicted model, not a curated record. The transcript is spliced from 4 exons. NCBI's taxonomy places the organism in Eukaryota, Metazoa, Arthropoda, Insecta, Diptera, Tephritidae. Bases 615 to 2609 code for a protein of 664 amino acids.
AAUACACUAAAGUUUUAACUACAGUGCGUCGAGAACUGACUAGAAGUAAAAGCGGCUAAUUUCUUGCAGUUUAAUUUAUAUCCAAUUGAUCAUCCAAAUUUGAGAAUAAUUGCGAAUAUACAUAUAAAGGAAAUACAUAUUAACGUAUGCCGCAUAUGGUUAAUAGGCUUGUAUCAAAAUAUACGACAGAAUGUAGGCGACUGUAAGAUGAGCCUUGAUCCUUUCGUAGAGUGCCAAAAAAAAGCCCAAAGCGGCAAACAAGAACUUUUCUAAUUCAUCAGCCAAGUGCAGAAAAAGCAACGUAACUUAAUGUGGGGAAUUGCAAGCAGAGCUGUGAUGGACGCGUAUAACAACACACCAAUGCUUUCCACAAAACGCAGAACCACCCUAACUGCAAUGACGUGAAUGCAAUUUCAAUGCACCAAGGCAAAAACUUCCGUAAACGCCACACUGCUGGCCAACAUAUUUUACAAAUAUUUUCACAAAAGUACAAAAAGUACAAAAGCUACAAUUAUAAAGCAGGCAAACAACAAUAACUAUAAAUUAUAAACGCACAUAAAAGUACAUACAUACAUAGCUACACUGAAGCGCCAAUCGUCGGUGUUGUCGCCUAAAUGAAGUUAACAAUCUGUCAAAUUGGUAAAUUAUUUCUGCUGCUGACAGCCUUCUACCUACUCCUCCUCGAUUCCCCACAGUUGUUGGGUGUGCAUUGUACACUGGCGAGCUCGGAGUCCACCACACAGAGAGUUGCCAACGUAAAACGAGGUGCAUUGGAUGCUGCUACUGCUGGUGAAUUGACAACAACGAGUGCGAAAAUAACUGCAACAACAACAGCAACGACAAAAACGAAACAAAUAACUACAGCCAUUAAUGCAAGUGCUGUCAGAGCAGUGAUAGUUGACAACAAUAAUAAUAAUAAUAAUAAUAAUAGCAAGAAAAAUAAUAGUGCAAGCGACUGUAAGGUAGAAGCUGGCGUGAAGGCUGAACAGCUAUCCGAAGUACGAGUACAACAAAUUAUAAUUUCAAAGGUAAAUAUUACAGAAAACAAGCCAAAAAUCAAAGAAACAACCCAGACAACUGUGGGAAAACAGAUAGGACAAGUGACAACAGCUCAACGCACGACUGGGGCGGCAACAUCAACAAGCCCAUUGGGAUCGACGGCGUUGGAGCACGAUUUCACAAAAAUAGAAGGUGUGCAAAAACUGCAAAAAGAAAGCAAAAUAAACCAUAAAGCUUAUAGAACAACAACAGUGGAAGUGGAGAAGUCAACGGAAAUCGGGAAGCCACUGACGCUGGCAGUGGCAGUAGCAGCAACAGCAGCAUCAACAGCAGAAAUACGAAGAGGAAAGGAUGGGCAGUUGUCAACAGUUGGGCAACAUGUUGCGGAAACUGCGAAAGACAGACCACAACGACAACAACAUUUGCUCGCAAAACAAAAGCAACAGCAAGGACAACUGCAAACGUUGCCAGACAAUCAGCAGCAAAGUCAACAGCAACAAGUGCAGCAACAACAACAUCAAAAAGUCACUGCACGGCGACCAACAGAGCAAGUUGGCACAAAACUGCGGCCAACAAUAGCAAGACAAACAACAACACCGUCAACUUACUCAACGGCCAUGUCUGCCAAAACAACUACUGGCAUUCACUCAUCCAGCCAAACGAGUAAAAUUAAAAAGUUUCCAACCAAAGUGUCAAAGCAGCAACAACAACAGCAACACCAAAAAUACCAACAAAACCCAGCAAAUGGAAAGACUCAACCGAAAGACAACCGAAACCAAAGCAAACAAAAGCGACGUGAAGCGCAACUGAGGCAGCAGCAGCGCCAACAACGGGCGAAUGGUGUUGAAAAACAACAACUGUUCAAUCAGAAACAACUACUGACACAACAGCAACAACUAAAAGAGGCUGCUGAGCUGCAUCUAGUAGCAAGAGAGCAAUUGCAACAGGAUGCACAGCACGUGCCACAACAGCAACCGCAACAAAAUCAGCAGCAGUCGCAGCCAAGACCCGCACACGCCACUCGAGGCCGCCAGCAUGUAGGCGUUUUAAUUCCGUCCCGCAUACUGGACGUGUUGCAAGUGCAACAGGGUUUUCACAAUUUUCUGGAUUUCUUUCACGUCAAUCUACAAAAUGUCAGCGUCGAUUUUAUACGUGACGAUGAUCUAAGUGGCUUCAUUAAAUUGCUCGAACAUCCGAAAUAUACAACUGUGGUGAAAACCUUAAAUGCCGGGAUUAAUUUUGCUGUUGAAGAAAGGUCGUCGAGUGUGAAAACAGCAUCAGUCAAUGGAGCACCAGCAGCAAAAGCAAAGCAGCAAAGUCAACGUCAAUCACAGCAACAAUUUGUACCAGCAACACAGAUUAAUAAUGCAACAGCGGCUUUAACGGAGACUGCUGGCAAAAUGAAAAAGUCAUCAACGUCAAGUAAUGCGCCACUUGUCGCCUACUGUCACUUGGCUGAACAGCUGUCACGAGACUUUAAUAAAACCGUACUCGUUUGGCCGUGUCCCCGCAUGAAGCCUCAGAUCAAAAAUAGCCUGAAACCUCGUUUGGUAUCACAGAGCUGGAAGAGGUCCUUUACGGUUCUGACGGAGCUGAUGGUGUUAAUUUAACGUCAUUUUACAUAGACGUAUAAGUUCCACGGGGAAAUCAAUGUAAGACGUGACAUAUCGCACAUUUAAUAAUAUAUAGAGCAGUUGUCGACAUACUUACACAAUCAAACGAUUCAAUAAGUGAGAU